AUGCAGUCCGUCCCUGAGUCCCGACAGCAGUCCUUCGAGGAGAUCUACGGGCCUCCCGAGAAUUUCCUAGAGAUCGAAGUCCGCAAUCCCCAAACCCAUGGCACCUCCCGCAAUAUGUACACGUCGUACGAGAUCGUGUGCAGAACCAACAUCCCCGCUUUCAAACUGAAGCAUUCCGUGGUGCGCCGCCGGUACUCCGACUUCGAGUACUUCCGCGAUAUCCUCGAGCGCGAAAGUACACGAGUCACGAUACCCCCACUGCCCGGAAAGGUCUUCACCAACCGUUUCAGCGACGAUGUGAUCGAGCACCGCCGCGAGGGUCUCCAGCGCUUUUUGCAGAUUGUUGCUGGGCACCCUCUUCUGCAGACGGGCAGUAAGGUUCUGGCUAGCUUUAUCCAGGACCCCAACUGGGACCGCAAUGCGUGGUAG
Penicillium arizonense is the source of this 429-nucleotide messenger RNA. Its product is annotated as sorting nexin-3. Gene Ontology annotation, molecular function: phosphatidylinositol-3-phosphate binding. The record is from RefSeq and is a predicted model, not a curated record. Gene Ontology annotation, cellular component: early endosome membrane; retromer complex. Gene Ontology annotation, biological process: late endosome to Golgi transport; endocytic recycling. The transcript is spliced from 3 exons. Lineage: Eukaryota; Fungi; Ascomycota; Eurotiomycetes; Eurotiales; Aspergillaceae. Bases 1 to 429 code for a protein of 142 amino acids.